Molecule: messenger RNA, 2255 nt
Organism: Labeo rohita (rohu)
Lineage: Eukaryota; Metazoa; Chordata; Actinopteri; Cypriniformes; Cyprinidae
Gene: cep20
Product: centrosomal protein 20
Exons: 5
Coding region: 70-510 (146 amino acids)
Biological process (GO): cilium assembly; microtubule anchoring
Cellular component (GO): ciliary basal body; motile cilium; centrosome
Molecular function (GO): protein binding
Source: RefSeq, a predicted model, not a curated record
CAACAAUAUACGCAGUAAGAGCCACACUGGCCUCUAGCGGAAGCGUCUGAGAAGUGCAGAACUGUUGCAAUGGCAACCAUCACAGAGUUGAAGAGCGCUUUGAGAGAGACCCUGGAGGCCCGAGGGGUCCUCGGACAGCUGAAAGCGAGGAUCCGGGCGGAGGUGUUCAGCGCGCUGGACGAUCAGAGCACGCCGCGCCCGCCGCUGUCCCAUGAGAACCUGCUGAUCAAUGAAAUGAUCCGAGAAUACCUGGAGUUCAACAAGUAUCGAUACACUGCAUCGGUGCUGACCGCAGAAUCAGGUCAGCCUGAAGUUCCACUAGAGCGGGAGUUUAUGGCCAAUGAGCUCAAUGUGGCAGAAGAUUCAAGUGCCAAAGCAGUACCGUUGUUGUAUGGAUUGCUCCAUCAUUUCCUUAGCAGUAAGGAAGAGCACAAAGGAAAACUCUUCCUAAGAGGCUCAGCAACAGUGUCUUCACAAGAACCACAUGCUCAUCAUAAUGCAGAGUCAUGACGCUGAGCUCUACAGUCAUCUGGAUCCAACACACAAGAGGAAUUCAUAUGAUCACAAUUAAAACAAUUUUCAUUAAAGAGGCCAAAAUAUUCUGUCCAGCUUAUUCUGGUUAUAGAUAUUGAAUGUAUUUAUUUUUGUGUUUUUUAUGUUGUUUUUUGUACUUCUAGUAAUAGUUUUAUGAAUAAAACCAUUGUGAUUGUUCAGUUUAGCUUCUAAGCUGUGCAAACAAUGCAGUAUACAAUAUAGUCAUAUUUCACAUCAAUUAAAUUGUCUUGACGUCCAGUUAACUGAUUUUGAAUUUGAUAUGUUUGUAUCUUCUUCUUUUAAAAGCUGUUAUAUGCAAUAUUAAAUUGACAUUUGCUGUAUAAUAACAGGAUUAUUUUUGUAUACCUCUUUUUAUUUCUUACUAUUUUUAGCUAAUGUCAACAAUGAAAAGCAUGCAAAUUGUGGUAAUUUCUGUACAUGUUGAGUGUUUUGAUUGUUUAUCUUAAAUGGUAAAACUUCCAAAACAAGUCUGGAUUGUUGGCUAGCUUUUAAAAUAAGUGUUUCUGGUGAGGACCCAGAUCCUUGAACUUUACAUUUUGAACAUUCUUUCUUUUGAUUGGUUUUCAUCCUUUACUUUCUUAUCAUCUUGCCAAAGCCAGUCUUUCUAGAAAUGACACUUGAACAUCACAGACAUUUAAAUCUGAUGUGAAUAUCAGUGUUUCUUACUUAAGCUGUUCUCACUUCAAACCUAGAAUUGUCCAGUGGAUUGUCUGUUUCUAAAGAAAGCAUAUUUUGCUUCUUAUAGAGAAUCUCAGUUGUGUUGUUGCAUGUUUGGCUUUUUUCACCUUAAAGCAGCAAAGCUCACAAACACUGUAAACAACAUCCAUUGCCAAGUUCUUCAAAUUUCCUAAUUUUCCUUAAAAGGUAAGUCACUUCAUACUCACUCAAUACUUCACUUAAUAUGUUUAGCAUUUCACACUGAAUAUUAUCACAGACCAGGGUAAUAAAGCAGUUUCCCAGAAGGUUAAUGCAGAGGUUUUCCCAGUGCAUUGUUAGGGUACGUUUUCGUUCAGUAAAAGGUUAUCAUCAACAGAUAGAUCAUGUGAAACAAUUUGAAUAAAUAUGAGCAGACAAAUAUUUACUUGCUCUCCUGCUGCUAAGUUGGAACUACGCUCCAGCGAAGACAAAUAAAUCCAAACACAUGACCCUCUAAAAUAGUGUGUACCUAUGUAUGUAUGAGAACUGAAUGUGCAUGUAAAAAUUUGUAGUAACGUUUUAAUUCACUAUACAUGUGAUUUUUUUUUUUUUGUUUUUGUUUUUGUAUGUCCAGAAGCAAAGCCACAACAAAAUUGCCGUGCUUGUGACACUAAGUGGUACCAUACGCACCUUGUAGUAAGAUUUUGUCUAAUAAGGUGAUGACAUUCUCUUAUUAAUGUAGGCAAAUCUUAAUGCUCCAGUUACUCCAAACGGCUUCAGUCCAAAUGAAUUUUUGGAUGAGUCUCAGGAGACUGCCUACCCUGAACAGCCAGUGCUUCACUUAGCUUUAAUCUAGUACAUAUUUCUCAUUCCCUCCUCUUCUUCAGACACACUGUCAGGACUAAUUCCUGAGAUAGUGUUCUUGCACUAAGGGUACAACUAAGCAUUUAGACAUAGUAGGACUUCAGUUGGCUUUAAAGCCAAACUCAUGUCCAAAUCUGUAUAUUUUAUCUUCUUUCCUACAUUUUAUUGUUUUUCACCUACUGAAAAUAAAAAAACUGUUC